AUGUCUGCAGCCACGAGAAGCACUCUGGCCAAGGUGCGGCGCAUGGUGCCCCCGAUGCUGGACAAGUUUCACAAGGGACAGCUUGGGCGCGUGGCAGUCAUUGGGGGCAGCGAGGACUACACGGGCGCGCCGUACUUUUCAGCCAUGGCCAGCGCGAGGCUGGGUUGCGACAUGUCUCACGUUAUUUGCACACCCGGCGCUGCGGCAGUCAUAAAGACGUACUCGCCCAACCUCAUGGUCCACCCGCUCAUGCGGCAGUCUCCUCCCGAGAGUAGCCAGCAGCAGCAGCAGCGCGGCUCGGACUCGGACGCGGAGCACGUUGCCGCGCGCAUCGUCGAGAUGCUCCCGCGGCUGCACGUCCUCGUCGUCGGGCCCGGGCUGGGCCGCGACCCUCUCAUGCAGGCGACGGUCGCGCGCGUUGUCCGUGCGGCCCGCGAACGGGAGAUGCCCGUUGUCCUAGACGCCGACGCUCUGCAGCUCGUGCAGCAGGACCCGGGCCUCGUCAAGGGAUACGCCGGCGCGGUGCUGACGCCCAAUGUGGUCGAGUUCAAGCGUCUGUGGGAGUCCCUAGGCCUCGACGAUCCGGGCGAAGGCGCCGGCGAGACGGGCAAGGUCGAGGCCCUGGCCAAGGCGCUGGGAGGCGUCACCGUGAUACAGAAAGGCGGCAGCGACUUCAUCUCCAAUGGGAAGACAACACUGACGGACGAUCUGACGGGCGGCAAAAAGAGGAGCGGCGGCCAAGGUGACACGCUCACCGGCUCGGUGGCGACGUUCCUCGCCUGGAGGAAGGCCUACAUGGACAGGCUCUGGGAUGUGGGCGACAAGCCACUCUCGGCGGACGAGAUGAUGGGACUGGCGGCUUUUGGAGGAAGCGCCGUCACGAGAGAGUGUUCGCGACUAGCGUUCCUGAAAAAGGGCCGAAGCCUUCAAGCGAGUGACCUGACGGACGAGAUUCACAACGCCUUCAUGGGGCUGUUUGGGGAGGUAGACGGUGGGGAGUCAGACUCUAAGUUAUAG
Molecule: messenger RNA, 1017 nt
Organism: Purpureocillium lilacinum
Lineage: Eukaryota; Fungi; Ascomycota; Sordariomycetes; Hypocreales; Ophiocordycipitaceae
Biological process (GO): metabolite repair
Molecular function (GO): ATP-dependent NAD(P)H-hydrate dehydratase activity
Source: RefSeq, a predicted model, not a curated record